Molecule: messenger RNA, 2549 nt
Organism: Pygocentrus nattereri (red-bellied piranha)
Lineage: Eukaryota; Metazoa; Chordata; Actinopteri; Characiformes; Serrasalmidae
Gene: selenoo2
Product: selenoprotein O2
Exons: 9
Source: RefSeq, a predicted model, not a curated record
UGUGUGUGGUGUGUGUGAGCAUCUGUGUGUGUGUGUGUGUGUGAGCUCCUUCACUCUCACGGACAUAAUCCAGACCGAGCGGCGUGUGUUCCUGGUGCCGAAGCCGCUUUGCUGCGUCACCCUCGGCCUACCACAUUAAUCCCUGCCCGGAUUAAACGACGCGCCUCCCCACUCUCCCUAAACGGGUCCACUAAAGCCACGGGGUCAGCGGGCUCCCUCGCUCUCACCAUGAUGGCCCAGGCGGGUCAGACUCCCCUGCAGCGGCUCCGCUUUAAUAACGUGGCUCUGAGGAAGCUGCCAGUGGACGCCUCUCUGGAGCGCGGCUCUCGCACGGUCAGGGGGGCGUGUUUCUCUCUGGUCGAGCCGCAGCCUUUGCUCAGACCCCGCUUCGUGGCCGUGUCCCCGCGCGCUCUCGCGCUACUGGGCCUGAGCGCCGAGGACGUCCUGACGGACCCGCACGGACCCGAGUACCUGAGCGGCUCCGCAUUACUGCCCGGCUCCGAGCCCGCUGCCCACUGCUACUGCGGACACCAGUUCGGCGUGUUCGCGGGGCAGCUGGGCGACGGGGCCGUGUGUUAUCUGGGGGAAGUGGCUGCCGGAGCAGACCGCACGGAUCCAUGCGACCGGUGGGAGAUCCAGGUGAAAGGCGCGGGACUGACCCCAUACUCCAGGCAGUCUGAUGGCCGUAAAGUGUUGCGCUCCAGCAUCAGGGAGUUUCUGUGCAGUGAGGCCAUGUUCGCCCUGGGCAUUCCCACCACUCGUGCAGGCUCACUGGUGACAUCUGACCUCUAUGUGCAGAGAGAUGCAUUCUAUAGUGGCAAUCCCAGACCAGAGAGGUGCUCCGUGGUCCUACGCAUCGCUCCAACCUUUAUCAGGUUUGGUUCAUUUGAAAUCUUCAACCCAGCCGAUGACUUCACAGGAAGGCAAGGUCCUAGUGCUGGUCUACAUGAUAUCCGUGCACAGCUACUUGAUUACGUCAUUGAGACGUUUUAUCCCGAGAUCAAGACAGAGCACACGGAUCGUAAGGCCAGGAAUGCUGCCUUCUUCAGAGAGGUGACCGUACAGACCGCCAGACUAGUUGCCCUGUGGCAGAGCGUGGGGUUCUGUCAUGGAGUUCUCAACACAGACAACAUGAGCAUCUUGGGCCUCACCAUAGACUACGGCCCUUUCGGCUUCAUGGACAGGUACGACCCUGAGUUUGUGUCCAAUGCAUCGGAUAAGAAGCGACGAUACACUUUUGAGGCCCAGCCAUAUGUGUGCCGCUGGAAUCUGGCACGCUUGGCAGAAGCCUUGGGAUCUGAGUUGCAGGCAUCCACAGCAGGAAGCAUCCUGGAUGAGUUUAUGCCGCUGUACAGAAACUUUUACCUGGGCAACAUGAGGAGGAAGCUGGGGCUAUUGAGACGAGAGGAACCAGAAGAUGAGGAGCUUGUGGAGGAUUUGUUAAAGGUUAUGCACAAUACAGGUGCAGAUUUCACCAACACUUUUCGCUUGCUGAGCAGUGUGUGCUGCCCCCUUGUGGGAGAGAGUGGUCAGGGUGAUGUGGGGACAGUGGUGGACCUGAUCCUGGAGCAGUGUGCCUCGCUGGAGGAGCUAAAGGUUGCUAAUCACCCUACCAUGGAGCCCCGUGAGCUGGAGAUGAUUCUCUCCAUGGCAGAAACCAGUCCAGGUCUGUUCAACAUGACAGCCAAUCGGCCAGAGGUCGCAAAGCAACUGGAGAAGAUUGGCAGGCUGAAGGAGCUGCUGGAGACCAAUCAGGAAGAUCUAAAGGUCAAGCAAAGAGAUGACUGGCUGAUAUGGAUGAACAGAUACAGGAAACGGCUCACGCAGGAAUGUGAUGGCAUGAGUGACCCGGCUGGUGUAGACAAAGAGAGAGUUAGGAUUAUGGACUCCACCAAUCCUGCAGUGGUACUUCGGAACUACAUCGCCCAGAAUGCAAUAGAAUGGGCUGAGAAUGGAGAUUUCUCUGAGGUUCAGAGGCUUCUCAAAGUUCUAGAGAACCCAUACUCUGUCCCACCGGACCUGAAGCAGCCCAUCUGGCCGGGGAAAAAGGGCUCAUGUGAGACCAAAGGUUCUACAAGGCAGAGUGUGAUGGAUAGCGGAGAGAAGAAAGGCACAGCUGACACUGUCUGUCUUCCUUACCACACCAAACCUCCAGAAUGGGCACGAGAAAUCUGUGUAACGUGAUCAUCCUAAAGCCUCCCUGAUAAACACACUGUGAGAGGGUGAGAGUGGAGGGUGGAGGAAGUCUCUGCCCUUUUCUCUCCGUCUCUGUAAAAGGUGAGUUAGUAUUCAGGGAGGCUCAGCAGCGCAGGACACUCCACCCUAUAAAUCACUCCAUGCACAGAUGCAGAGACAAUGAAGAAUGUACCAUUCACUGCCCAGUCCAUGCAGUUCCUUUAUACGGAAACUUGGAUACGAAAACAGCUCAUUUCAAAUUCAUUGUUGUUGUGAUGUAGCAAGAACCAACUUAUAUAUAAUAUCUCGCUGCUGUCUGAAGAAAGCCUCACAUCUCCAAAAUGGUAAAUUUACAGGAGAAGGAAAAAACAUGC